CGGACGUGAGUCGCGAUACGCGCAGACAGACCGAGGUCCCAUUUAGAGACUCCACGCUGCUGCUGCGAGCGGGCGAGCACCAAAAGCCAUGGCAGAAAACCAAGACAUGUCUUCAGUUGAGAUGAAGGUGGUUCGACAAAUUGAGUACUACUUUGGGGAUCAUAACCUUCCAAGAGACAAGUUUCUCAAAGAACAAUUGCAACUUGAUGAUGGCUGGGUCACCAUUGAAACAAUGCUGAAAUUUAACAGACUCAAGACCUUAACCACAGAUAGCAGCGUCAUCGUUGGUGCCCUUCAAAAAUCAAAGUCUGGCCUAUUGGAAAUCAGCGAGGACAAGACUAAGAUGAGGAGAUCUCCAAACAAACCCUUGCCAGAAAUCAAUGAUGAGUACAAGGACACCCUGAAAAAUAAAUCUGUGUACAUUAAAGGUUUUCCUCUAGAAACUACCCUUGAUGAGAUCCAGGAGUGGUUGAGCGGGAAAGGCACCAUCGAGAACAUUCAAAUGAGGAGAAACUUACAAAGGCAAUUCAAAGGAUCGGUGUUCAUCUGUUUUGACUCGAACGAAACGUCCAAGCAGUUCCUUGAACGUUCAGAUAUAAAAUCAUUCAAAGACAAUGAGAUGCUUGUGCUGUCAAGGGAAGACUAUCACGCCAAGAAAGCAGAAGAAAGAAAACAGUACAAAGCAAAAGCAAAAGCUAAACAUGACAAGGAGGAACAUCAGAAAAAUGCAGAGGAAAAAGAAAUGGGCCUGCUUUUGGAUGAACAGACGGGAUGCCUACUGAAAUUUUCAGGAGAACUGGAAAACGUUUCGAGAGAGGACUUCCAUGAAUUGUUUUCUGGACAUGGAAAAAUUAAGUGGGUUGACUUUACACGGGGAGCCAAAGAGGGAACUCUCCUCUUUGAUGGGAAUGCGAAGGAAGCUUUGGAAAAGGCAAAGGAGGCAAAUGGAGGAACGCUGCAAGUUAAGGACAGCGAUGUUGCGUGGGAGGUGCUUGAGGGAGAUGUGGAGAAAGAUGUAAUGAAAAAGAUAAUCGAAGCUCAACAAGAAACAUACAACAGAUCAAAGGGCAGAGGUGGUAGAGGAAGGUCAGGUGGCAGAGGACGAGGAGGCCGAAGGGGGGGAAGAGGUGGCAGAGAUCAAGGAAGAACCCAUUUCCAAGGCAAAAAGACCAAAUUUGAUAGUGAUGAUGAGGAGGCACCUCCAAGCCCAAAGAAGCGACCUCUAGAAGAAGCAGAUGCUGAUGCUCCAGCAUCAAAGGUUGGCAAAACAGAAAAUGGAUCUUAGACUCGUCUUUUUAUUCCUUGAACAACAUUUAUUAUAAACAUGGA
This is a messenger RNA of Lampris incognitus (smalleye Pacific opah), 1329 nucleotides long. It is a transcript of the gene ssb, whose product is annotated as small RNA binding exonuclease protection factor La. The coding region runs from base 89 to 1285 and encodes 398 amino acids. The transcript is spliced from 12 exons. Gene Ontology annotation, cellular component: cytosol; cytoplasmic stress granule; ribonucleoprotein complex. Gene Ontology annotation, biological process: positive regulation of translation; RNA processing. NCBI's taxonomy places the organism in Eukaryota, Metazoa, Chordata, Actinopteri, Lampriformes, Lampridae. Gene Ontology annotation, molecular function: RNA binding. The record is from RefSeq and is a predicted model, not a curated record.